GAUAUAAUAUUUGUAAAAAUACUUUAUAGUUUGGUUCACUUCACUAAAUCCAUCCGUCUUUCAAAAAAAACCUUCAUUCAACAAGAAAGCUCAUAAAAUAGCAUAAAAAAAAGUUUUAUACUCGCUUUUCCCAAAUUUCUAUUACUUUUUUUUCGAAGUUUUUAACCGUAGUUUUUUAUGUCCGAGAUCCAAAAUCUUCAAACUUACGACCCUUUCGCUGAUACCGGUGAAGAAGAAGCAGGACAACCCCAAGGGUAUAUUCAUAUUCGUAUACAACAGAGAAACGGAAGAAAGACUUUGACUACUGUUCAAGGUUUACCUAGUGAAUAUGAUCAAAAGAAAUUGUUAAAAGCUUUCAAAAAGGAAUUCGCUUGUAAUGGUACACUUGUGCAAGAUGAGGAGCUUGGACAAAUAAUCCAACUUCAAGGUGACCAACGUCUCAAAGUCCAAAACUUUCUUGGGGACAACGGCAUCGACAAAAAUAUCAUCAAGAUUCACGGUUUCUAGACCUUUUGGUAUAUGGAAAUCAUGGUCGCUCCGAUAUUUUUUAAGAAUUGAAGUAAAAGUAUUUUAUAGAAUGAAUGUUCCUAUAAUUGGGCUGAGCGAAUUUGUUUUAUAAAUUUUUUUUGAAGGACAGAGUUUGUAGUAUUAUUUAUUCCUUCUUUAUUUUAGGGGUUAAUAGGCAAUGUUUUAAAAGAAUAGCCAAUCUUUUUUUUGCAAUAAAUCAAUCUUUUCCUUAAAUAAAAUACAAUUAUCAAAAAAAAUAAAAAUAUUAUAAGCUAUAAUCAAU
Messenger RNA from Rhizophagus irregularis DAOM 181602=DAOM 197198, 790 nucleotides. RefSeq names its product Eukaryotic translation initiation factor eIF-1. Gene Ontology annotation, cellular component: eukaryotic 43S preinitiation complex. The record is from RefSeq and is a predicted model, not a curated record. Gene Ontology annotation, molecular function: ribosomal small subunit binding; RNA binding; translation initiation factor activity. Lineage: Eukaryota; Fungi; Glomeromycota; Glomeromycetes; Glomerales; Glomeraceae. Gene Ontology annotation, biological process: translational initiation.